AUACAUUUAUGAAGAUCUCAAAUACGAAAAAUCACACAAAAAAGUCCUCAAUGCUCAUUUUAUGGGCGGCAAGGCAAAAACAAUAAAUCACAAAAUCUAAAUCACACCUAAGCCAAUUGAUUGGCUUUGGCAACGAAGAUGACCCACCCGACAGAGACGAGAGGUACAGACGGACAAAGUUUGAAGAACAAAAACUAUCGAAUCCACUUCGGACUGGAGUGCACGCGUUUCUGUCCCCUGCAGACCAUUUGCAUUGUCAAGGGAUAGAGCUGACUUACAACGAAGUAUUCCGAGGAUAUACUCUCAAUGAAGAAUGUGCAAUGAAAACACCAAUUGAAGGAAGGAAAGAAGGAAGGAAGCAGAGAAUGAGGCCUUGCGAAGAAAAUAAGCUGCUAAGUGAUAAACUCAAAUAUCUGGUCAUCCAUUGUUAUAUCAAAUAUCGAGAACUUUCUGUGGCAUAGCUGGCCAUCAGUAUCAACUAUUUCGAUUUCGAAGCAAACCGAAGACGAGUUUUUUUUUUAAUGUUCAGUAAACAUUGUUCACCUGUGGAAUUUUGGCAAUUCGACUACUUUUGAUGAGGCAAUUAAAAUGGUUAUGAGCGGACCAGAAGCAGUAUGAGGCAUUUUCCGAAGGUGCAAUUGCAACCCAUCCCAAAUUUUGACGAUGAGCAGUAGUAGAAUCAACAAUACGAUCAUACAAGCAGCCAACGACAGCUAACUUUGUUCCGGAACUCAUUUACAUCCUAUUGAAGAAAAAAAACUAUGAAAACAUUCGAAUUGUAACCAAAAAUAUGCUAGUAAAGAAAAAUCAGUAGUUCCGACAUAAAAUUAACUCAUAAAAAAAGCAAUUUUCCAAUGUAAUCACUUUAAAACAAUCCACAAAAUUGGUUAUUGUCGUCAUUCAGGCCAAGUCAUUAAAACUUUAUGGAAAAACAAGUUGUGCAUAAAUUUGUUUUGAAUUGAGAGAUUUUUGUAUCAAACCAAAACACCGAUGUUAGCAUUUUGUUAUUGUAUUUGAUACGAAUUUCGCAUUUAUUUUGGUAUUUAAAAAUUUAAAUAAAAUAAGACACCUUAUUGACUCCACAAAAAGUUUUUCGAUCAAAAUAGUCAUAAUUUCAUUUGUCAUUCAGAAAAAAACUUGCAAACUAUCACAAAAAAUUUUUUUGAUCAAUUUAUCAAAAAUUUUGACUAUUUUGAUCGAAAAACCUUUUGUGAAGUCAAUAAGGUGUUCGUCUUAUUUUAUUUAAAUGUUCUGGACUUCACGGUGUUCAACACCAAAACAAUAUUUAAAAAUUGUUUGAAGCACGAGAGCACCAUCAAUUGUGCUUACAUUUUGAAAUUGUAAAAACAUCUUGAAAUAUGCAUAAAAUGCCGUGAACUAAACACAGUCAGAAUUCAGCAAGAGAAAAAAAAAUGUUUUAUUCAUUUUCCCCGUAGUGUAAUUAAAGUUUACAAUUGUUUUCAUACUUGGUUUGUUUACUAAUUGAAGCGUACGUAUGUUCUUUCAGCGGUCGCUCUUGGCAACGAUUCAACUAUUUGAUCAAUACGAAAAAAACACGCCCAAAAAUAACUGAACUAUUUGCAACUUACGCCUACUGCGAUCUAUUUUACGUCGAUUUGGAAUUGUUGUUGCCGUAGCGCUGCAAUUUACAUUUCAAAUUCCUAAUCGCAUAGUCAUAUCAACGUAUUACGAAAUAUUCCUUUGAAAAAGCCAUCAAAAUUAUCUAAAUUUAUGUGGGCUUAGUGAAAGUGACAUUUUGCAGUUGAUUCGACGGCUUUGAAAAAAUUGGAGAAGGUUUUGACGAAGAGUAAAAUCCAAAAGCGACUAUUGAGUCAUAAUUUAGAAAAUCGAACUCUGAAAUAAACAAAUUUCCAAUAAUACCAAGCGCCAAUCGCAAAGAAGACGUCAAAACCUUGAUAUUGUUCAAAAAGACAGGAUUUUUUUUCUCGAUAAAAUGGAUAGUUUACUGGCACCAACAAAAGAAGACUUAAAAUCAGUUCUCAAGUGUGAAUUUCGGCAACGACAAGAGCAGGCCCGUAAAGCACGUAUUUUCAAUCCUCGCGUUCGAUUGAUUGGCGUCGACAAAGAUGCGUUGGAUCAGCAUGUUCAUGAAAAACAGCACCAAAGACUGUCCAAAUACAAAGAAGAACUUUGCUAUGCUCUGGAACAAGAUCGCCAAACAGAGGCUCUAAAUGAGGAGCUGAAUAAGUUGGCCGAGGAAAAAUUCCAGGCUCAAUGUGAGCUGAAUGAAUACCGUAGCAACAGCCAACGGAAAGAACAAACACGUGAGUUUGAUUUGAAUGAUCCAGAAUAUCUGCGGAAAAUGUCACCUUUGGACGGUCUAGAUUGGUUGGGCGAAGACCCAGACAACUCACAUCGUAUACGACUGCAAAGAGAGCAACAGAAGUCAUGGCUGCAGCAGCAGGUCUACGAGAAGAAUCAAAUGAAACGAAACAUGAGUGAAAAGCAAAAGGCAAUCGAAAUGGAUGCCCUGUGCAAAGAUGAACAAUUGAAGCAAACAGAUCAAAUGGAACGUAAACAACGCCAAAAGCAACAAGCUGAUACGGCAAGGUACAAUUUGGCUUUGGCGCGGGAACAACGGGCCAAGCGUAUGCAGAAUAGACGGCGAGAAGAAGAAGAUAAUUUGGCAGAGAUUAUGAAUAACAUAUCCAGUGAUAUGCUGACGGAGAGCAAGGAUACAAGCGUAUCAUCGAGCCUUUUUGGCGGUACUCGCAUCAAUCCAACAAUGUACCGUGGCAUGACCAAUGAACAAAUCAGGGAAAUUCGACUAGAACAAGUUAGACAAAUCGAUGAAAAACUCUCGAAAAUGGCCAAAAUGAAAGAAAACGACGAACGCUUUGAUCAAACAAUGAAAGCCAGAACGAAUUUACUUGAGGCCGAAGAACACGAUGUUAGGAGACAAAAAUUACAAACGUUGCGUGAGCAGAGGUUUAUGAAUGCACGCCUACUGCAAGAACUAAAACAGAAGAAUCAUCACUUGAAUGAGGAAGUUUACAAAUUUAAACCAACUCAAGAAUAUUUUGAGCAAUUCAAUACGACUACUAGAUAAUUGAGGGGUAUUAUGAUUUUUUUGAGCAGAUAAUAAACGUGGAUUUUGACUCAAUUUCGAUGUUUUGGAAAUAUUUGGUUUAUUUCUUCAGAAAAUUUGUCAUUUUUUCUGUUUUGUUGGCGUUUCUUGAUUUUUAGCAAUUUAUUCUAGCUUUUUUAUUCUUAAUAGUUGUUUCAGAUCCAUUUGGAGCACUCUGAGCCCACUUUACCUUCAUUGGAGCACAUUGAGAACUUUAACACUUUCUUUGCCCAUAAAAUGUAGGAAAAUCAAUAAUUUUCUUUAGAUGAUACUUAAUUUGCUCCAUAUUUUGCUUUUGUAUUGAAGUAAAUUCUUCAGAUCUCAAGAAAAGAUUAAAAAAUUGCAAUAAAAACUUAAUUAUAUUCAUCCAAACGUGAA
Molecule: messenger RNA, 3466 nt
Organism: Sitodiplosis mosellana (orange wheat blossom midge)
Lineage: Eukaryota; Metazoa; Arthropoda; Insecta; Diptera; Cecidomyiidae
Product: RIB43A-like with coiled-coils protein 2
Exons: 2
Coding region: 1955-3070 (371 amino acids)
Source: RefSeq, a predicted model, not a curated record